AUAGAGCAAGUACAGCACGCUCGUUAUCAAGUCCAGUCUCAGAGGCUCAGCGCAAGCAACAGAGUCCGAGGUAUACUCAGACUCCCAACUGCGCCUCAAGCGCUCUGACACAGCUGACGCCAGCCUCUCCUUGCUAAAUCUUUGUGAUCUUCUUCAAGACCAAGACAUCGCCCUGGUGGUGUAACUGUCUUUUGUCCGACCGUCACUCGUUCCUUCUCUCACGAAAUCGCCCAAAUGGCCUCCCGCGACUACUACAACACAAGCACGACCAACAACAACCACCCCGGCUACAACAGCUACACGACACACGCUUCUCCUUUUGACGACAACCAAUACCCAUCAUACUCGUCCUCGUACAACAAUCUCAGCCAUCAACCCACUCCCAGCGAUGGUCGCGAUCCCUUUCAAGAUGACAACGCCGUGCCUAUGCACAACUACCACGCAAAACACUCGUCGCAGUCCAGUACCGCUCCCGUCAUCACUCCAGAGUACAACGACCCUUUCGUAAGAGAUGCAAAGCCCAGGACCCGCUCAAGGCCACGAAACACUCCCGCUCCCAAAGGAUGGCGCCGUUACUUCACUGGCCGUGUUACUUGGGUCUGCUAUUUCCUGACCCUGGUACAAAUCAUUGUCUUUAUUGUUGAGAUUGCAAAGAAUGCCGUCUUGACCAAGUCGCCCAUCGAAAUCCACCCGCAAUUCAAUCCCAUGAUCGGUCCCUCGCCAUAUGUUCUCAUCAACAUGGGUGCCCGUUACCAGCCUUGCAUGCACAACAUGCACAACGUCCAAGACCGAGCCGCCGGCAACAUCUCAUGGCCAUGUCCAUGGGCCACCUCCAACACUGGCGACGAUGCCAAAUGUACCCUCUCCCAACUGUGCGGCUUUGGCGGUGUUCCUGAGCCUCAUGCCGGGGGUAGCAUCACCGAUCACCCCUACCCUAAUCAGUGGUACCGCUUCAUCAUUCCUAUCUUCUUGCAUGCUGGUAUCAUCCACAUUGGCUUCAACAUGCUGCUUCAGAUGACACUUGGUCGUGAUAUGGAACGUUCUAUCGGAAGUGUUCGCUUUACUCUCGUCUACUUCAGCGCUGGUAUAUUUGGUUUCGUUCUGGGUGGCAACUUUGCCGCUACUGGUAUUGCAUCUACUGGCUGUUCGGGCAGUCUCUUUGGUAUCAUGGCUUUGACUCUGCUCGAGCUCUUGUACACCUGGCGUGAGCGUCAGAGCCCCAUAAAGGACCUCAUGUUCAUCCUUGUCGAUGUCAUCAUCUCCUUUGUCCUUGGUCUCUUACCUGGUCUGGACAACUUCUCUCACAUCGGUGGCUUCCUCAUGGGUCUCGUUCUCGGAAUUUGCCUUCUGCGUUCGCCCAAUGCUCUUCGCCGCCGCACCGGUGAGGAUGAACCUCCUUACAGCAGCGUCGGUGCCCCCGCUGCUACUCAAGAUGCAGCAAGCCAAGGGUUACGUGUCUUUAUUAAGCAACCUGCAGGCUUCUUCAAGGGCCGUCGUGCUAUGUGGUGGGUAUGGUGGAUCGUACGCGCUCUUGCUCUCCUUGGUGUUCUCAUCGGAUUCAUCGUUUUGCUCAAAAACUUCUACGUCUGGCGCACUGGCUGCACCUGGUGCAAGUAUCUGAGUUGUAUUGAUGUCAACAACUGGUGCGACGUCGGCAACUUGCAAUUCUCAAACACUACAAGCAAGCGUGACUUGCUUGCUCUGGGCAACAGCAUUUUCUUGGAGCCCAUGACCUCUGCUUAAGAACUUAUCUGACUAAGCAUCUCACCAGAGUGGACUCGAAAGCCCAUCCAUCACGUUAAAAGACAAAGAUACCCCUUUCCUGAAGUUCGAAUAUUGGUUUGACCUGGUGUUGGCAAUUUGUUUUAGGGUUUUUUGCAUU
Molecule: messenger RNA, 1882 nt
Organism: Aureobasidium pullulans EXF-150
Lineage: Eukaryota; Fungi; Ascomycota; Dothideomycetes; Dothideales; Saccotheciaceae
Product: rhomboid-domain-containing protein
Exons: 4
Coding region: 235-1743 (502 amino acids)
Biological process (GO): proteolysis
Cellular component (GO): membrane
Molecular function (GO): serine-type endopeptidase activity
Source: RefSeq, a predicted model, not a curated record